AUGUUUUGUUUCCUAUUUUCAGCAACAGCUCCAGGCAUACGUGGCCUGGGUGAAUUCCCAGCUGAAGAAGAAGCCAACGGUGAAGCCAGUCCAGGACCUGAGACAGGAUCUGCGGGAUGGAGUCACUCUGGCUCUGCUCAUUGAGAUUGUAGCUGGUGAGAAGCUCAGUGGCAUCGAGGCCAACCCCACCAGCCAGCAGGAGAUGAGGGAAAAUGUGGAGAAAGUCUUACAGUUUGUGGCAUCCAAGAAGAUCCGCAUGCACCAGACAUCAGCUAAAG
Molecule: messenger RNA, 278 nt
Organism: Lepidothrix coronata (blue-crowned manakin)
Lineage: Eukaryota; Metazoa; Chordata; Aves; Passeriformes; Pipridae
Product: dixin-like
Exons: 2
Biological process (GO): canonical Wnt signaling pathway
Cellular component (GO): cytosol
Molecular function (GO): protein binding
Source: RefSeq, a predicted model, not a curated record